Molecule: messenger RNA, 3419 nt
Organism: Dioscorea cayenensis subsp. rotundata (Guinea yam)
Lineage: Eukaryota; Viridiplantae; Streptophyta; Magnoliopsida; Dioscoreales; Dioscoreaceae
Product: bifunctional fucokinase/fucose pyrophosphorylase
Biological process (GO): GDP-L-fucose salvage
Molecular function (GO): fucokinase activity; ATP binding
Source: RefSeq, a predicted model, not a curated record
CUUCAGAGAGAGAGAGAGAGAGAUGGAGACAUUGGAGAGGCGAGCGAAGGGGAGGAAGGCCGGCGGCGAGCUGGAGGCGGUGCUGCGGAAGUCCUGGUACCGGCUACGGUUGUCGGUGCGGCAUCCGGCCAGGGCUCCAACGUGGGAUGCUAUCGUGCUCACGGCUGCCAGCCCCGAGCAGGCCGAGCUCUACACCUGGCAGCUGCGCCGGGCGCAGCGCAUCGGACGGAUCGCCGCUUCGACUGUUACCCUCGCCGUCCCUGACCCCGACGGCGCCCGCAUCGGGUCAGGCGCUGCUACUCUUCAUGCUAUCUCUGCCCUUGCCGACCAUUUUGUCCGCCUUGGCCUUGUCCCUGAGGUUGCAGAUGAUGAUACGGCAAAUGGAUCUUCUGUGGUCAAUGGCCGGUCCAACAGUGUUCUUUGCCCAUUGAUGUUGAAUUUUAUGGCCAAAAAACAUAUAUUGUUGCUUCAUGCUGGAGGUGACUCUAAGAGGGUUCCAUGGGCAAACCCAAUGGGGAAAGUUUUCUUGCCAUUGCCAUAUUUGGCAACAGAUAACCCUGAUGGGCCUGUUCCAUUGCUCUUUGACCAUAUACUUGCUAUUUCUUCUAGUGCAAGGCAAGCUUUUAAGGAUGAAGGUGGGCUCUUCAUUAUGACCGGAGAUGUACUUCCUUGUUUUGAUGCAUCCACGUUGAGCCUUCCAGAUGAUGCCUGCUGCAUUAUCACAGUCCCAAUCACCCUGGAUAUAGCUUCUAACCAUGGUGUAGUGGUGGCAUCAAAAGAUGGAGUGCUGGAAGAAAACUACUCCCUCUGUUUGGUUGAAGAUCUACUGCAGAAACCAACAGUGGAAGAGCUUGUUCAGAAGCAUGCUGUUAGACAUGACGGUCGAGCAUUGCUUGAUACAGGGAUAAUAGCGGUUAAGGGCAAGGCAUGGCUGGAUCUUAUUAUGCUUGCAUAUUCUUCAAGUAGAGCAAUGGUACUGGAGCUUUUGAAAGCUAGAAAAGAGAUGAGUUUAUAUGAGGAUCUGGUUGCAGCAUGGGUUCCUGCCAAGCAUGAAUGGUUAAACUCACGUCCUUUAGGAAAAGAACUCAUCAAAGCCUUGGGGAGCCGGAAGAUGUUCAGCUACUGUGCCUAUGACUUGUCAUUCUUACAUUUUGGGACAUCCAAUGAAGUUUUGGACCACUUAAGUGGUUCAGAUUUUGGACUUGUUGGUCGAAGGCACUUGUGUUCCAUUGCAGAUACCACUGUCUGUGACAUUGCUGCAUCUGCUGUCAUUCUUUCUAGCAAAGUUUCACCUGGUGUUUCAGUUGGGGAGGAUUCUCUGGUUUAUGAUUCAUCACUUUCAGGUAGAAUACAGAUGGGUUCUCAUUGUAUUGUUGUUGGGGUAAAUAUUACACAAAAAAAUGCGUCACAAUCAUCGGAAGAUUCAUUUCGGUUUAUUUUACCUGAUCGGCAUUGUGUUUGGGAAGUUCCCCUGGUAGGUCACUCUGGGAGAAUAUUUAUUUACUGUGGGCUUCAUGAUAACCCUAAAAGUCCGCUUGGGGAUAAUGGAACAUUUUGUGGGAAACCAUGGAGGCAAGUCUUGCACGAUUUGAAUAUACAGCCAAGAGAAUUAUGGAGUUCCUCGUCUGCAAAAGACAUGUGCCUUUGGAAUGCCAAGUUAUAUCCUAUACUUCCUCCUUCUGAUAUGCUUAGCAUAGGCAUGUGGCUUAUGGGCUCAUCUAGUCUAAAUAGUGAACAAAUGCUUUCCUUGUGGAGAAGUUCUCAACGUUUUAGUUUGGAGGAGCUGCACCGGUCAAUUGACUUCCCCCGGCUUUGCAUGCAUUCUACUAACCAUCAAGCAGAACUAGCUGCUGGAAUUGCUAAAGCUUGCAUCACUUAUGGUUUGCUAGGUAGAGACCUGUCUCAAUUGUGUGAAGAGAUUUUGCAAAAUAACGUCUCAGGAUUGAAAACUUGUGAGGAGUUCCUCGAACUCUGUCCUAGUCUGGAGGCUCUGAAUCGUGGGGUUCUUCCUCAAAGCAGAGCAUACCAGGUGCAAGUGGAUCUACUUAGGGCUUGUGGGGAUGACUCAGCUGCGUGCUCACUGGAGCAGAAGGUAUGGACAGCAGUUGCUAGCGAGACAGCAUCAGCAGUAAAAGAUGGAAUUGCAGAUCAGUUCUCUUCCUCUUCUUUUGGAGUGAACCAUUCAUCAAGUGAUAAGAGUGAAAUUGAUGGACUCACAUUCCAGGCCAGAAGAGUGAAGGUAGAAUUACCAGUUCGGGUUGAUUUUGUUGGAGGUUGGAGUGAUACACCACCUUGGAGUCUGGAGCGUCCUGGGUGUGUUCUGAAUAUGGCAGUACGUUUGGAGAAUUCUCUGCCAGUUGGAAUUGAGAUAAACACAACAGAAAGUCAUGGUGUUCUGAUUGUAGAUGAUGCUGAAAAUAGUGUAUAUAUUCAACACCCCAAAUCAAUGAUAGGACCGUUUGAUGAAGAUGAUCGAUUUAGACUUGUUAAAUCUGCACUUCUUGUGACAGGCAUUAUCCAUAAUAAUCUGUUAAAAGAUUCAGGCCUGCAAAUCAGGACAUGGGCGAAUGUUCCCCGAGGUAGUGGACUUGGAACAUCAAGUAUAUUGGCUGCUGCUGUUGUAAAGGGACUUCUGCAUCUCAUGGAAGAAGAUGAAAGCAAUGAGAAUGUUGCUAGAAUUGUUUUGGUGCUUGAACAGGUAAUGGGUACUGGAGGAGGUUGGCAAGACCAAAUUGGAGGCCUUUAUCCUGGCAUUAAAUAUACUUCCAGUUUUCCAGGUCAACCGCUACGGUUACAGGUCACUCCCCUUGUAGCUUCUCCUCAGCUAGUGCAGGAGCUGGAGCAACGGUUGCUUGUUGUGUUUACUGGUCAAGUCCGGCUUGCGAACCAAGUUUUGCAGAAGGUGGUAAUUCGAUAUCUCCGCCGAGAUAACUUGCUUAUAUCCAGCAUCAAGCGUCUUGCCGCACUGGCAAGGAUCGGAAGAGAAGCAUUAAUGAAUGGCGACAUUGAUGAACUGGGAGAAAUCAUGCUUGAGGCCUGGAGGUUACAUCAGGAGCUGGACCCUUACUGCAGCAACGAGUUUGUCGACAAACUCUUCACAUUUGCCGAACCUUACUGCUGUGGCUACAAGUUGGUAGGUGCAGGUGGAGGAGGUUUUGCAUUGCUGCUUGCAAAAGACUUUCAUUCUGCAAAAGAACUAAAAAAAAAUCUCGAAGAAGCUUCAGAACUCGACGUAAAAGUAUAUAAUUGGAGCAUAUUUUUCGGCUAGUCCCGCAUGUCAUAUUUGUUUGUUUGCACAGUAUUCCGUAUUAUUUUUAGGAUUGAAUUUCACAAGUAAAUGGUAUUUUGGGAGAUUUAACUUCUCACUCAGUGUUUAUAUGUUCUUGUACCUGCUACAAAUGCAACUUGCUUGGGCUGUA